GACUUUGAUUCAGGACCUUGAGCGACAGCAUGCUAUAACUGAAGCAGACAAUCGAAGUCUCCGCCAACGACUUCAUGAAACUCAAUCGCGCCUCUCCAUCCUCGAAGGUGAACUAUCUCGCCUCCGCCCCUUGCUUCUCAUGCAACCGCUCGCAUUAAAUGGGCCUGCCACACUGAAUGAAGCGCCAAGGGCUCGGCCACGCCGGCGGAGAAAGAAAGAUCCACUAACCACGGAAGACGAGGACCCUGGUCCUGAUCCUUCUGACGAUGAUCAUCCAGGGGAGCCUGAAGAUACGCCUACAACCACGCCAAAGCAGAAAAAUCGUACAGCAGCAGCAACUGUCCAGCCGCAUGCUCCCAAACGCCGUCACUCUCAAAGGCGUGCUCCGCGAGUUCUGACUGCAGAUGCAAGAACAGAGCACUUGCUGCUAGCGGCAAAGAAAAUAGGCAAACACCGUGCCGGAAUUAUGGCUGGCCUCACACAGUCUCUAGAUAAGCGGCGGGAGGAAUCAACUUCUACCGUUGUUGUUACCCCCAAGACACCAAAGCGCACGGCAGCUAUCCCCCCUGGGCCAGGGUACGUCUAUCUCAAUAGUCCUAUGCGCCCAGGUGCUGUGCCGGUGCUUGUUCCUGCAUAUUCGCACCACCUGCUCAAAACCCCAAGCUCUUCUAAGACAGCGGCUUCAGCAUCUUCCUCCACCCACCAACAGAAGCAGCAGGGUGCGCGGAUCCAGAACCCACCAACGCCUUUGGACUCUCUUUUAAGUGCAGCAAGGUCGAUGAUGGAUAAUGAGGAAGAUGAGGAAGAGACUGCCACCGGCACAAGGCGUUCGCGGUCAAGCGACAUCCCUGACAGCCCUAUACCGAAACGCAGGAAAAUCGUCGCUCGGGACAAGGUCAGUGCGCUCAGAGACCAAGCAAGAGAUCAAGGUGCAGGACAGCCAAGCAGUAGCUCGGCUGGCUCCAAUUCAACUGCUAUUGGCAGGGUUAGAUCAGGGCUGGACGUACUAGCUGAUCAGGCUGCCGCAUUCUCUUCGCAAGAUCAACAAAGUCAUUUAGAACCUCAGUCACUGGCAAAGGGUAAAGGAAAGGAGAAGGCGCUCACCAUUCCUGACAAAUCUUCCGACAAUCAACUGAGAGCGAAAAGCAAGUCGAAGAAGAAGCAGCCCCUGCCUGACGUUGCCUCCCAGCCUCCUCGGUCCCGCCGCCCCUCGCCAUUGCCUCGAGGAAAUGCAGUUGACUGGGGUUCCGGACCGCCAAAUCUUCGUCCAGUCCAAUGGACCGAGGGGCCUAUCCAAGAUUCGUCCGGGAAUAACGGUUCUGCCAGUGAGAUUACGAUAGCUGCAACAGCUGCCUCUUCUCAGUCUAUGACAAUAUCCCCUACCCCUCCGCGAUCCGAGCCGGCUGAUCAAGUGAUGCGUGAUCGUCCCAGCAGCGUGGCCACACCACCGCCAACACCUCCCGCCGAACACACUCCCGAACCCAGCAUGGAUGCGCCCCCCAGCCAGUCCGCCUUUAUUGAUCCAUUCCUUGUACCUCCUUCUCCUGAGCGUGAAAGCUCCCCAGCUACAGAAGCUGUAGCACCGUCGUCUGCACUACACCAGCGAGCAGUCACGACCCCGAUCAGUAGCAGUUGGGGAGAUGCCCCGUCGGAUUUGCAAGCACAUCUGCGACAUGAGACAGCUCCUGGGAACACCGACGCCGGAAGCGCUGAUUCGAUCGCUGAUAAUACCGAAUUAAGUUCUGGUCCUGCAACUGAAUCGGGAUCUGUCGCGAUCACGAAGAACAAAGAGGUCACCAGGGUUGUGGGCCAAGAUGUCCCCAAGAGGCAGCGAAGUCCUUACGUCAAGUGGAGCAAGGAGGAGGAUGAUCUACUUGCUCAGGCCGUCGCAAAAUACGGACAGAAGUGGGACUUGGUCCAGAAAGCGUUGCCAUCGAGGGGGUAUCACCAGGUUCGACAGCGAUGGCUUCGUAAGCUAGGAGUCUUCGACAGCAAACCAGACUUGUCUGCCUUCCAAACUGGUAGUUUUUCAUCUGGCUCGCGUUUAGGGGAGACGCCGGGAUCACCCGUUCCUGCUGAACCUCCUCCGAACCCGAAGCUGGGACUUGCUCCGUUGAGUAGCGAACUUGCUUUUUCGUCGUUUUUAUCUGGGAGGGGGGAGAGUCGACCAUCGUAGCAAAAUUGUCGCUAUCUUGAU
Messenger RNA from Suillus clintonianus, 2197 nucleotides. RefSeq lists its product as uncharacterized. The record is from RefSeq and is a predicted model, not a curated record. NCBI's taxonomy places the organism in Eukaryota, Fungi, Basidiomycota, Agaricomycetes, Boletales, Suillaceae. Bases 140 to 2176 code for a protein of 678 amino acids. The transcript is spliced from 4 exons.